AUGCGAUCUAUCUAUCUAUCUAUCUAUCUAUCUAUCUAUCUAUCUAUCUAUCUAUCUAUCUAUCUAUCUAAAUCUCUUCAUAUAUAUCAAUGUAUUUAUGUCAGUCUCUUUCUGUAUCUAUCUAUCUAUUUAUUUAGUUUAUUCAUAUCUAUUUACCUAUCUAUUUCAGUUUCCUCAUAUCUAUCUAUCUAUCUAUCUACCUAUCUAUUUCAUCUCUUCAUCUAUCUAUCUAUCUAUCUAUCUAUCUAUCUAUCUAUCUAUCCAUCUAUCUAUUUAAGUCACUUCCCAUCUAUCUAUCUAUCUAUCUAUCUAUCUAUCUAUUUCAGUCUAUUCAUAUCUAUCAAUGUAUUUAUCUCAGUCUCUUUAUCUAUCUAUCUAUCUAUCUAUCUAUCUAUCUAUCUAUCUAUCUAUUUCAGUCUCUUCAUCUAUCUAUCUAUCUAUCUAUCUAUCUAUCUAUCUAUCUAUUUCAGUCACUUCCCAUCUAUCUAUCUAUCUAUCUAUCUAUCUAUCUAUCUAUCCUUUUCUGUCAUUCUAUGCAAAUUACUUUCGCUUCUAACAUGUGUUCAUGACAGACGGUCGGACUGUCACCCAGACUCCAUUUGCAACCUUCGUUGGUCAGUAAGUCAGUUGCUAUGGUAUCCCAAGCGCGGGCCGGUUAUUAAUAGUCGUGUGUGUCGUGGGGACACGACCAGGACAGAAAUGCAGUACUUGACUCACGCGCUCAGACACUGGUUCAUCGAUCCGAUCCCAGCACAGCACGAGAAAAUCGACGAUGCCCGGAUGUUGACAAGCGUAGGAGGGUGUGGGAGCUAG
Molecule: messenger RNA, 813 nt
Organism: Acanthosepion pharaonis
Lineage: Eukaryota; Metazoa; Mollusca; Cephalopoda; Sepiida; Sepiidae
Source: the annotation of a GenBank genome assembly